Funneliformis mosseae is the source of this 205-nucleotide messenger RNA. NCBI's taxonomy places the organism in Eukaryota, Fungi, Glomeromycota, Glomeromycetes, Glomerales, Glomeraceae. The record is from the annotation of a GenBank genome assembly.
AUGUACUUUAAAUAUCACACUUUCAUUAAAGACUUUGAAUUAAACCGAUUACAAAGAGCGAUGAGACUUUGGGCUACGGAGAAUUUGGCUGGUAAAAAAGAAAAGAACGAUGAAUCUUCAACAAAGAGAAGAAUCAUUAGCAAAAAAGUUAAUAGGAUUAACCAUCACAUUGGAAAUCUCCUUUUCAACAAAGGAGGUCAAUACG